AAAAAUAAAAAAGUUGAUUUCGAAAAAAAAAAAUCUUUCUUUUCACCCAUGAUUCCAAUGUGUUGAAAAAAAUUGGCGCGAGUCAGUGUUCUUGGGCAAGUGUGCGCGCAUGUGGUCUUUGUUGUCUGUAAUCUAAGCAAAGAUGACGGAUAAAGACGGAGGUUUUGAUGAUGCAGUGGAGGAGCGGGUUAUCAAUGAAGAGUACAAAAUUUGGAAGAAGAACACACCAUUUCUUUAUGAUUUGGUCAUGACUCAUGCCCUUGAAUGGCCUAGUCUAACUGCUCAGUGGUUACCAGAUGUCACUCGACCUGAAGGAAAGGACUAUUCGUUGCAUCGGCUGAUUCUGGGAACACAUACCUCAUCAUCUCCCGAUUCGAACAACUCUCGGAUCUGCUCUAGGUGGCAUUCUGACAAUCUGGACAGAUCUGAUGAACAAAAUCACCUACUUAUUGCUAGUGUGCAGCUGCCUAAUGACAAUGCACAGUUUGAUGCUUCUCAUUAUGACAGUGAAAAAGGAGAAUUUGGUGGAUUUGGUUCAGUGAGUGGCAAAAUAGAAAUAGAAAUCAAGAUAAAUCAUGAGGGUGAAGUGAACAGGGCUCGCUACAUGCCCCAAAACCCUUGUAUCAUUGCCACUAAAACACCAUCCAGUGAUGUUUUAGUUUUUGAUUAUACAAAACAUCCAUCGAAGCCUGAUCCUAGUGGUGAGUGUAAUCCUGAACUUAGACUUAAAGGACACCAAAAGGAAGGCUAUGGACUUUCCUGGAAUCCUAACUUGAAUGGCCAUCUGUUGAGUGCAUCUGAUGAUCACACCAUAUGCUUAUGGGAUAUCAACACUCCCCCCAAAGAAGGCCGUGUUAUCGAUGCUCAUACAGUAUUUACAGGCCAUACUUCAGUUGUUGAGGAUGUUGCUUGGCAUCUUCUUCAUGAAAGUUUAUUUGGGUCUGUUGCUGAUGACCAAAAAUUAAUGAUUUGGGACACGAGAUCUAACAAUACAAGUAAACCCAGUCAUACGGUGGAUGCUCACACUGCCGAAGUGAACUGCUUAUCAUUCAAUCCGUACAGUGAGUUUAUUCUUGCCACUGGUUCAGCUGAUAAGACAGUUGCAUUGUGGGAUCUGCGUAAUCUCAAAUUAAAAUUACAUUCAUUUGAAUCACACAAAGAUGAAAUUUUCCAGGUUCAAUGGUCUCCUCACAACGAAACUAUCCUGGCAUCUAGCGGUACUGAUAGACGAUUGCAUAUUUGGGAUCUAAGUAAAAUUGGUGAGGAGCAAUCUGCUGAAGAUGCAGAAGAUGGUCCCCCUGAGUUGCUGUUUAUUCAUGGUGGUCACACUGCCAAAAUCUCAGACUUUUCAUGGAACCCUAAUGAACCUUGGGUCAUCUGCUCAGUUUCUGAAGAUAAUAUUAUGCAAGUCUGGCAAAUGGCUGAAAAUAUCUAUAAUGAUGAAGAACCUGAAACACCAGCUGGAGAACUAGAAACAGCUAGAUCUUAAUGCUUACACACAUUACUGAACAUUGUUACAUAAUUCAUAUUGCUUCACUUCCAUCUAUAUAGUUGGGUUAAUGAAAUAAAGACUGAAGUGUUCUUUGUGCUCUUCCUCCAUUAAACAUCUCUUGGAAUCUCUUCCCUUUCCCUCCCUCAAGUGCAGCCUAUUACACAAUGGGCCAUUCUCUUACUCUCUGACCACUAUUCCUUCAGUCUCUUUCUCUUAGCACAAUAUCUAUUUGCAAUCAACCAACACCAUUUUUAUGUGGAAAGUCCUAUUGUGUUUCUCAUUGCUUUAGUAUUAAAAGUAAUUUUUUUUUCUUUCACUUAAUUUACUCGAUCUAUAUGAGGCAUGUCCUAUAACGAUAUUCCUGUUAUGUAAAUAAACAAUACACUUUUUUUUUUGUG
Octopus bimaculoides (California two-spot octopus) is the source of this 1890-nucleotide messenger RNA. RefSeq names its product histone-binding protein RBBP4. NCBI's taxonomy places the organism in Eukaryota, Metazoa, Mollusca, Cephalopoda, Octopoda, Octopodidae. The record is from RefSeq and is a predicted model, not a curated record. Gene Ontology annotation, molecular function: protein binding.